AUGACGCUGCUGCUGCUCAGCCUCUGGCUGGGCCUGGCCUGGGCCCAGCAGGACCAAAGCCUGGUGCCUGUGCAACCCGGCUUCCACCCUGAACAGGUGGAGGGGCCCUGGCACACCAUCAAGCUCGGCGCCACCGACCCGUCUGUUAUUGAGGAAGGAGGCUCCUACCUGUGUUCCAUGUCUGGCAUCAAACUCCUGGAGGACGGAGACCUGAACAUCACCUACUUCCACAGGAAAGAUGGAAAGUGCGUGCAGGAAUUCUACAUUGGGAAGAAGACCAACACGCCCGGCCGCUACACUUUUGAGUACGAAGGUAAAAACUUCCUCACCUUCGUGGCUGUGGGCGAUGGCUUCCUCAUCAUGGACCUGGAGAACCGCCGUGAAGCGGGUGCUCUGAUCGUGGUGGAGCUCCACGGCAGGACCUUCCUGGUGAACGAGGUGGGGCAGGAGGCGUACAGGAAGCACACGCUCAGGAGAGGUAUCCAGCCAGACAACAUUGUGGAACUGUCUGCUCACGCAAGAUGCACCUCCCUGGGGUCCUAG
Marmota flaviventris (yellow-bellied marmot) is the source of this 543-nucleotide messenger RNA. RefSeq names its product allergen Fel d 4-like. The record is from RefSeq and is a predicted model, not a curated record. Gene Ontology annotation, molecular function: odorant binding; small molecule binding. Lineage: Eukaryota; Metazoa; Chordata; Mammalia; Rodentia; Sciuridae.